Messenger RNA from Hansenula anomala, 1389 nucleotides. It is a transcript of the gene TYS1, whose product is annotated as tyrosine--tRNA ligase TYS1. The record is from RefSeq and is a predicted model, not a curated record. Gene Ontology annotation, cellular component: exon-exon junction complex; nucleus. Gene Ontology annotation, biological process: tyrosyl-tRNA aminoacylation; RNA splicing. The transcript has 2 exons. Gene Ontology annotation, molecular function: tyrosine-tRNA ligase activity; ATP binding. NCBI's taxonomy places the organism in Eukaryota, Fungi, Ascomycota, Saccharomycetes, Phaffomycetales, Wickerhamomycetaceae. Bases 1 to 1389 code for a protein of 462 amino acids.
AUGUCACAAGAAGAAGAGAGUGCGAUCAAAAAGCCUGACCUCGAUGCUGAAGAUGCUACAGAGUCGUUUUAUUUGAGAUAUUACUCGGGGCACCAAGGUCGAUUUGGGCAUGAAUUUUUAGAGUUUGAUGUUGAAUUGAAUGAAGAUAAGAAAAGUGCUUUUAGCAAGAUGUCCGAUAUUGUUACAGACCCAGAAGAACAAUUCAACCUUAUAACAAAGAAUUUGCAAGAAGUUCUUAAUGCUCAAAUUAUCAAAGAUAUUCUGGAAAAGAGAGAACGCCCAUUGAAGGUUUACUGGGGUACUGCUCCAACUGGUAGACCUCACUGUGGUUAUUUCGUUCCAAUGACCAAAUUGGCAGACUUGUUAAAAGCGGGCUGUGAAGUUACUGUGCUUUUGGCUGAUUUACAUGCAUUUUUAGACAAUAUGAAAGCUUCAUUAGAAGUUGUGAAUUUUAGAGCUAAAUAUUAUGAAAAAGUUGUCAAAUCCAUUUUGAAAUCUAUUGGUGUUCCUAUCGAGAAGCUAAAGUUUGUUGUUGGUUCAAGUUACCAAUUGACUGAAAAAUAUACCUUGGAUAUUUUCCGUCUAUCAAAUAUUGUUUCACAAAAUGAUGCUAAACGUGCAGGUGCUGAUGUUGUCAAACAAGUUGCAAACCCAUUAUUGAGUGGUUUAAUCUAUCCAUUAAUGCAAGCCCUAGAUGAAGAACAUUUAGGUGUUGAUGUUCAAAUUGGUGGUGUGGAUCAACGUAAAAUUUUCGUUUUGGCUGAAGAAAACCUACAAUCUUUAGGUUACAAGAAAAGAGCUCAUUUAAUGAACCCAAUGGUUCCAGGUUUGACUCAAGGUGGUAAAAUGUCUGCUUCUGAUCCAAACUCAAAAAUUGAUAUUUUAGAAGAGCCAAAACAAGUCAAAAAGAAGAUCAAUACUGCUUUUUGUGCACCAGGUGUUGUUGAAGACAAUGGUUUACUUUCAUUCAUUGAAUAUGUUGUACUACCUAUCCAAGAGUUGAAUAAAGGUGCUGGACAAUUUGAAUUCCCAAUCGAUCGUCCUGAAAAAUUCGGUGGUCCAAUCACUUAUACAUCAUUUGAACAAUUAGUGAAAGAUUACAAAGAAGAGAAAUUAGCUCCACCAGAUUUGAAAACAGGUGUUGCUGAUGCCAUUAACGUUUUGUUGGCUCCAAUUCGUGAAGACUUCAAAAACGAUCCAGAAUUCCAAGAAGCUCAAACUAAAGGUUAUCCAGCUCCAGUUCCAGAAAAGAAGAAGGUCAAAAAAGUCAAAGAUAAAGGCUCUCGUCACCCUGGUGCUAUAAAGAAAGCUGAAGCUGCUGGAGAUGCUUCUGGUGCUGAUGAAGCAGCAGAAAAACUCAAAGAAGCUAAACUAGAAGAAUCCAAAUAG